AUGUCUGAAGGAGACGUGUCUCUGAUUCGUGACGAAGACGUGCUGCGUCGGAUGUGGCAGCAGACUGAAGAUUUUUCUCGGAAAAAAGAAAUUCGGGCGCACAUGUAUAGACUGAGAGAAGAGCGUCUGCGCAACCUUUACUCGCCAGAACCUGGCGCUGAAGCUAAAGGUUGUGAGUUUUCAUCAACGCAAGGUCAUGUGAAAUCAUUCGCUGACCAGAGCUUCCAAUCGAUGAAGAGCAAGGAAGUUCGAGACGCGGGCUCCCCCCCCAAGGAGUUCACUUACCGCGGCCAAGAUCUAAAGGAGCUUUCUAAUGCUGGAUGGAACGUUGAAUCUGAGAAUAGAACAACUGACGAUGGCCACACUCAUGUGAAGUCUGUUCACGCUAAUAUUGAGGGCCGGUACGAUGUCGAUGGUGGUCAUGGCCAGUUCGCAGCUGUGGAUCACACCAAACAAGCUGUCACUGAGUAUGAUGAUGGUAACACUAGCCUCAAACGCAACGAAAACGUUUCUGAUACUGCAGCACAUGAAGAAGUUGUACGAAAAACUGAUGACGGCACACAUUUUUCGUCAACAAAAAGUUCAUCGACUUCUUCAUCUAAAUUCGAACAGAUUUCAUCUAAACGAGAAACAGUACCUUAUAAAAUUACGGGCGACUACGAUCUAUCUUCACAAAAAUCCUUUGAUACUAACCGCAACGAAAAAAUAACAUCGAAUGAAUAUACGAAAACAACUAACUACGAACAAAAUUUGAGGACUGAUUUCGAUCAAGGCGAUUUAAUAUCACGAAAGAUAGAUUAUCCAGAUGAAAAUACAAAAGUUAUAGUGGAGACUAGGUGUCUUCCUGAUGGAACAAGGGUGACUAGUACUCGUCGUGAGUUUCGUGCUCCUGCGGUUCAGACUAGCCAUUCUGAAGAACAUUCUCAUCAAGUCAGGUCUGAAAAUAAGUCUUCGUCCUAUUCUUCAUCACAGAAACGAACACAUGUUGAUGAGUCAACUUCAAACAUUGUUCAUGAACAUUUUGAAGAUAACACAAAUAAUAUAGUGGAUUCCCAGAAGAUAAUUGACGACUAUGAUUUUAAAAGAAACAAGGAUAUUGACUCUUUGAUAAAUAAAAAAGAUAAUUAUAAGUAUGACGCUAACAUUGACAAUUCAACUGAACGAAAACAAGAAAGUAAUGACAAGAUUAGGAGUACCCACCAUGAGGUAUACACAUCCCAAAAUGAAGACUACUCUCAACGUAGAAAUAUGAGCGAGAUGCAGUCUGUACAAGACGUAAACGAACGCAUGCAUAGCACUGUAAAGAAAACUCAUUCUGUAAAAAAUGUCGAAGACUAUACUGAUCAUACUAUGAACAAAACAGAAUCUGUACAAGAUAUCAAAAAUCGCACAUAUAAUACCGUCAAUAAGAAUCAUUCUGAUAAUAAUGUUGAACAAAAAACUCACAAUAUAAUCCGAGAGAAUGUUGUCAUUGAAAAAAAAUCUGACCAAUAUCAAUCAACAUACCAAACUGAUUUUUCACAGAAAAAAAUUAGCAACGACUGGAGUCCUGCGCACCAAGCCUGGGCUAGCACGCUUCGUUCGGACACACCGUCUCGACCAUCUACAAGAGCUUCAUCUCCAGGAAGUAAAACUUUUAAAUCGAGUACUUCUUCCUUAAGAAGCAGCGUUAGCCCGGAUAAAACCUACAGGAAGCCCUCUAGUCGCGGUAACAGUCCAAACAAAAUAGACAGACUUUCUCCUACUCACAUAAUUUCUGAGAAAUAUUCGAGUACAAAUUCAUCUUCAUCAGUGGUGGAGAGAACAAAAAAAUCCACUAGUCCCGAUAGAAAAACACAAGAUUGCCAUCCAUCAAGGUCCAGUACAAGCCCAGAAAAAUACUAUCCUAAUCGAAGUUCCAGUCCAAGUCAAAAUUCACAACGUAAUGACACACCACGAGCGGAUUCUAAUACAUCAAAGUCAACUUUUAAACCCAAAGAAAAAUCUACGUCUCCUCAAAGACCAUAUUUGAAUGCUGAGAGAGAACCUACCAAUCAAACUAUUCCACCCACACAAAAUGUUACUGGUCCGCGUGACUCUUCACCACAAAAAUUUCUAAAAUCUGAUUUUAAAAACUCUGAAGUGCCUGUAAUGGAUGAGCGACCUGUUAAAUAUUAUACACCUGAUUUUUCGCCUACUAAAACAAACCCUGUCAACGAAAUGCCAAGAAAACAAAGCCUUAGUCCUGAUCGUAAAACUAGACAUCAGAAACCAUCAUCACCAACUAAAAGCGCAACAGAACCUAUACAAAGACAGUACAAGGAACCAUCACCUGUACGAAAAUUACCGCAAGAAGCAAAAGCAACUGAUGAUUGUCUACCAGGUUAUAUGAAACCCACUGCUUCCAGCAAACCUAAGUUUACUGAUAAUCCAUCACCUACACAAAAAUAUUCUGAGAGUACUAUAAAUGCAUUUGAAAAACCUUCUAAAAGUCCAGAACGUCGAGGUUAUGAUAGAACAGUGCAUAAAAUCAAAGAAGAUCAUUACAAAUUUAUCGAUGAAGAAACAAAAAUGUACUCUGUAAGUAACAAUCGUCAAACAAUAGAAACAGAAACUAACGAACCGACUUCAGCUCCCGGUAAGUUGAAAGUUUCUGACUCUUUGGAUUCUUUGGAUAAUGACCAAUAUCUUAAAAGCCGUUCACCUAGUCCAGAAAAAUGCUCCAAUGAAAGCCCUUCCUGUUGGCCGAAAAGACCUAAUGAAGAUAUAUCAAAUAUUAAUGACACUCUGCAAGAACCUGAACAGAUUUCAAAAUCUCGUAGUUCACCUACAAGAAUUUUAGCCCAAAAUAUAACUAAACCAGAUAAUUCUUCAAGACCGAAGGACUUGCUACGACACAGUAAGAGCCCGUCUCCUACGAGACAAAGGCCAACUACUUCUGAGCUACGUCAUGAAUUUACAACUUAUAAAAGCAAGUCACCAAGUCCUGAAAAGUCUCCAUCUCCUAAAAGACAUAUUUUCAACAAAGAAAAAUUAUAUGAAGAAAAAGAGUUAUCACCCAACAAAAAAUCUUCGAUUCCCUCAAAACCUAUAAUUCAAGAUACUGGUAAACCUGAUAAGACGCUUAAAAAUGGAGAUACCUUACCUGAAACUACCUACAGUCCUACGGAAGAUCGAGCCCCCCUACGUAAUCGCAAGCCUUCGCCAGUUAAAAAUAAUCAAAAAGCGACCAAAGUUGAUAAAAUUAGCGGAAAACAAAUAACCACUAUGGAUACUGUUAUACAUGCUACGUCUAAACAUAUUGAAACUACUGAUAACUUUAGCGAUCAUACAUUGAAACAGAAUCAUGUUACGUUAAUUAAUGAUGAGGCUACAGAAAGACAAACGUCGCCAAAAAGGGCAGCAUCGCCAACUAAAUUUGGAACUUUCGAUAAAAAACUGCAGCACCAUGGACGUUUCGAAGAUAAGCAAGAUAUUCCAGAGAAGAAAAUACAACCGGACAAGCCAAAAACUGAUCAAACCCCAUCUCACACACUCUUAAAUAAAUCUCCUAGGAAUAGUGUUUCGCCUUCUAAAGUAUUAUCAAAAGAAAUUAAAUAUAAACAAGCGUCUGAUUUUAUUAACCAAGAAAAGAACUUUGAAGAGAUUAAUAAACAUACUCUAAAGGAACGUCCAAGACAGUUAGUAACGCCUUCAACAAGCCCAACAAGAAAACCAAAAAGUACUGAAAUUCCAACUUCAUCGGGACAAAGUUCCCCGACAACAUCUUGUGGUUUUGAAUAUUUCCCAGCUUCUCAAACUAAAACAAUCAUUACAGAUUUGGAUAAUAAAGAUUUUUAUGCACAAAAUACAAAAUAUAACCAGAAUGAAGAAGAAAAAAGUGUAAACAAUCAAUCUUCAUCAAAGAUACCUUGUAGAUCACCUUCGCCAGAAAAACAUCCCACAAAAGAAACACUACCUAGAAAAAGUUCUCUAAAAAAAACAGUAAGUAAUCAGAUGUCCCCAACCGAAAAACCACCAUCAAAUUUUCUUGUUUCACCUAAUGUCGAAACUAAAGAAUUUACAGACCACAAAGUAGUUAUACAAGAUCACCCCAUUAAACAAAGCGACAAGCCUGUUAAACCUAAGCCUCCAUUUGAAAGACGUGAAACAUAUGAAGAAAGAUGCCGAAAAAUUUUAGGUAUGAUAGAGACAGAUACAAGAGAAUCCGAAGAAACCACUAACAAGCAAGCAUCCGAACUGAGCUCACCUAGUGUAUCUCCUUGCCGUAGCCCUUCGCCAAAGAAAAACUCAUUAUUUAAUAAAAAUGUUACAGAAGAAACUGAGAUAACAAAUGUUGACAAAUUUUCAUCUUAUGAAUGUGAAGAUGAUAGUGGAAAAAACGUUAAUCUUAACAAUAUUUGUGAUAACCGUAAGAUAAGCAAAAUUCCUACAAGAGAAACAUCUCCUACUAAGCUUCAGGACAUCACUGGGGAAAAACAGGAAUCAAUCACUUCUAUCAAAACAACCACUUUUGAUACAAAAGAGUCGAUUAAAAAGGAAGUUUCUGAAAAAUUACAUGAAAAAUCUAAGUAUCUUAGAUCAAGCCCUGAAAAGAAAAUUGAAGAGCAAAAUAUUUAUGGUAAGUUCGAUGUACCAGAUAAUAUACGCCAUCCAAUUAAGCAGUCGAAACCUACGGAAGUAAUUAAGCAUCCUGAGAGUCCAGUAAGUAAACAAUUAGUAAAUGAUGAUAAAGGUGUCGAUACUAAAACUAAACCAAAAACUACGAUUUCUAUUAACAAACAUACAAAGCCUAAAGGAGAUAAACCAUCUGAGUACGAAAUUAAUCACAGUACUACAAGUGUAAUAGAGGAUAGCGAUGAUAACAUUAACGAUGAAAUAUCGUUUCCAAAAUCGAAAUCGCCAAUAACCCCAACUCACAAGCUUCCUGUUAAAGCUUCUGCAACAAAACAAGUUGAUGAUUAUCAUUCAAACAGGACCUCUAUUUUAACUUCUGAAUUUAUAGCGUCUGAAAACGAAAAAGAAGUACUAGAUAGAGUUCAAAAAUCUUUACGAAAGCUUUCACCAGAACGUAUAGAGAAACCUUCUAUUCGUGAUAAAAGUCCUUCUAAGUCUACCACAGCUCUUCGUGAUUUAGAAAUUACUUCUAAAUCGGACAAAACUCUCGAAAAUAAAACUAAAAAACAUACCGAAAAAUCAACUACAAACAUUAUUACGGAAGAUGUUGAUUAUGUAGAAAAUCAAAAAAAUGAUAAGCCCAAAGAUCAAAAAAUAUCAAGUAAACCUCCAUCGCGUAAUGUAUCGCCAAUAAAAAAGGUUUCCAACAUAUCUCCGCUGCCAGCAAGAAGUACAUCUCCUAAGAAACCGGUUUCACCAAUUGAACGUCCACAAUCUCCUUCGAUUCCAAAAGUUUGUGGUAUUAAACCAAGAGACACAAUAACUUCUCAUAUUCGCAAGCCUUCGCCAGGGACAAUACCUCAAGCGAAACUGGAAAAACCCACUGUUGUUGACGUUAAAAAGGGUACUACAAAUAUUAACAAGCAACCUAGUCAUUCAACACAGAAAUCUACAACAACUAAGCUUUCGUUAAAUAAGACUCAGAGUGCAUUUAAUAAGUCUAGUGAGCAAGAUCUCAAAAAGAUUCCCGUGCCUAAAGUGAAGGAUAAUCUAAGAAAGGACAAUACAAAGGUGAUGCGUACUGUAAGUGAUAUCACUCUUAAGUCUAAACAAACUUCACCUCAAAGAAUUAAAUCUAAGCCUGAAAUUCAGGUGAACGACAUAUCAACUGGAAAAACAACAAGACAAACACUUACAAGCUCAAAAAUACAAAAAUCUUUACCUAAAGAAUCACAAAUAAAAUUACCAACAAGCAAACCUAAAUCAGCUACUGCGUUAAACACAUCAACAGAUGACGAUGACGUAAUUAUCGAUGUUCAACAAGCAAAAUCUUCGCGCGAGAAUUCCCCAGAUCGUAUUUGUCCAACUCCAGUAGGUUUCACAGAAGAUGUUGGAACUCCGAGAUUUCCAGAUGAAGUAAAUGAACCAGAUGAUGAUUAUCAAAAACGAACUUAUCAAACUAUUCAUGAAGCUGAGUCUAUUGUGGACGAUAUUGUGGAGAUAAGUGAAGAUGACGAAUUAUUUACUAAAAAAACCGAUUUAGAGGAAUAUAUAGAGGCGGAUGAAAGACUUCUCAGUGUCAAUGAUAAAGUAUCAAAGUUUGCCCAUAAAAAUGAAAAUGUUACUAAUGAUACAACGGAACGCUUUAAGGAAACUGAAAGAAAAGCUCAUUCUGACUUUAUGGAUGAAAAUCUAAAAUCAGAUGACUGCUUAUUAUCGGUAUCUGAAAAAGUUAAUAAAUUUGCUAAAGGACCUAUACAUACAAAAGAUAAUAAAAGUCCUUCUCGGAAUAUAGUAGAAGAAUUUGACAAACAUACAACAUACCAAGAUGACUACACAAAACUUAGCGUAAACGAUAAAGCUCAUUUAUUUAUAGAAACAGCAGAAAACGUUAAAACUACAAAACCUAAACCUACACAAAAAAUUGAGCGUCCUGAUUUUAACGAUGUAGAUGACACAUUAAAAAGCGAUGAUUGUUUAUUGAGCGUUUCUGACAAAGUAAAUAAAUUUGUUAAAACGGCAGAACAAUUUUUGAAUGAAACAUAUGAAGAUGAUGAGAAAGAAAAGAAAAUUAAAGAACAACAUGAAAAAAUAAUGAGAAAGAUAGUAGAAAAUAUGGAUGAUACAGUAACAAAAUCACACAAUGAAGAUUCUGUGAAUGACACUAAAUUGUCUAGUAAGAAAUAUGAUAACGAGAAUAGACGAAGUUCUUUAACCAAAGAAACAGUUUCAUCUAAUGCAAAAGUAAAGGAUUACAUCAGCCCUAAUAUCAAACCUACUGAGAAACCUUCUGUAAAAAUAACAACAUUACGAAGUAGCGAUGCAGUGAAGAAAGCUAAAGCAUUGUUUGAAACUAUUGCUUCUACAACUACUAGUACACAUAAAACUGCCGAGACUCCCUCCAAAUCAUCUAAAUUAACAGAUAAUAUUGGAAUGAAAAAACCACCAAAACUAAAUCCUACAAAUGUACAUCCUGCAGAAAAAGGAAAUAACACGGCUAAAGAAAAAGAAAUUAUCAAUCUCUCCACACUGACUACAACAAAAAAAGAAACAUUAAAUGAAGCUGUAACAGAAAUUCAUGAUCAGCGCCAUAUUCGUGAAGAAAAACCCCAUCGAGCUAGUCCAGCGCGCUUAAGACCACUAUCUCCUGAAGUUAUUAAAGCAAAAUCUCCAUGUCACCAAUUAAAUGAUGUAGCUUCUACUGUACAUAGCAACGAUAUUUCCAAACAAAAGCUUCUAGGAUCUGAAAAGUCUCAGGAUAAAAUUCCAGGUUAUCAGCGACCUACAAAAACUAGUCAAAUUAAGGAAGAAACUAAGAUCGUAGAGGAGACAGAAGUAAGUAGCAGACGUGGAAGCGGAAAAUUUGGUGUCGAACUUCGCAGAACAAGUACUGACAGAUCAACUCCUACGAAUGAACGUCGCCGCAGUAGCGUAGAACAUCAUCAGCCCUGCAUCGAAGAUAUAUUUGAUUUGGACCUCCUAGAACAAAUGUUGGAAAAGGUCGUAGGUUAUGAGCAGAGGCGAAGAAUAAGAGCACAAAUAAGAGUAGCGAAGAAAAAAAUAGAAAAAGAACAAGUUGAUACAUCUAAUACUUUAAAAGUAAAACAAUCUGUCUCUAAAACUACAAAAUUAAGGUCACCUGACCGCCAUCAUAAAUCACCUGAGAGAGCUAAAGUUGCGCCACAAAAAACUGUAUCUCCUGACCGUCAUUUAAAAACUACUCCUCACAAGGCUUUCUCUCCCACACGCAAUAUAAAAUCUUCACCACAUACAACUUUACCAUCAGAGCCCAAAGGACUGGAAAAUAAACAUGUAUUGAAUGGACAUGGUAAAGAAACUUAUCUAAAUGAUAACGAAAAGUUCCCCAGGCCACAUAGCCCUGAAAAAAUGUCUACCAAAAUGCCAACUAAAUCCAGGAGUCCAACACGUCAUGCCAGUCCUGAAAAAAAAAGACCUAUGUCACCAACGAAAACAUCUGCAACAAAACCUAAAUCGAAUCGCUUCAAUGAGUACGCUUCCGCUUAUAUGAAAAAAGUGGGGCUUAAGGAUAGUGACAAAAAAAUAGAAAUAAAAAAGAGCCAUGUGGAUGAGCAAAAAACAAAAAAAUCUGAAGUUCUUCACACUGUGGAAACAAAAGUUUCAACAAUUUCAUCCAAAAAGACUUCGGAACGAACUGCGUCACAGGAUACAUUUGAAGUUACUCAUAUUAAUGGAGGAAGAUCUCCAUCACCUGUAAAGCUGACCGAAAAUAGACCACAACAACAAGAAAAGCUUCGUACACUUCAGCGACAAAUCUCCCCCAAGCGUACAAUACACGGUCCUGAACGAGCUCCGCGCAGUCCGGAUCGUAAACGAAGCCCGCAACGAUCACUCAGUCCUGAAUUAAUUCGCCAAAAAUCUGACACUUCUAAAAUUCAAGCUAAAAAAGAAACAAUCAUAAAAACAGUAUUUGAUAUUGAGAAAAAAUUACCACAGAAGCCGAAACAAGAAGAAAAACCAACUUGGGUCAUGAACAGGAACUUAAAGAAGACUUCUGAGACUCGCACCUUCACUACAAAGAAAGUGGAACCUGAGAAACCUAAAUACCGCGCUGUGAGCCCUUCCAAAGUGAUUUCGAAGCCUAUCGAUGUGAUUACAUCUAGUUACGGUCCCGGGCCUCUGGACGCUGAUGGAAGACCACUUUUUGGUAUCAAAGCGCUAAGAAAUGGAGCUAACUAUCAAGUGAAAGGAACAGUCAUUCGUCAAGAGUUCCACUCGCGAAACGGCGGUGAGCCGGAGGGGACGGUCUCCGUGACGGCCUACUCCACAGAGCCCGAAGACUUGGAAAAGUUACUUCAAACUCAAGGAGAGAGACCAUCGAGAAUUCAUGGUCUGGCUGCCAUAACCACUACGAAAAAGUUUGGAGGCGACACCGGCACUACUUUAAGCGAAGUUCAUAAUAAAGAGGAACGGGCGGUUUUAGACCAAUUCACACACAACGAGCGCCGAGUUAUUGAAAGCAAAAUAACAUCCAGCAAUCUUGACACAAAUGAUGACUUCGUACAGAAGGAGAUAUCACAAGUAGAAAACGAAAGAUAUGUACAGGAAGAUAGACAUCACAACAAGGCAGACGAAUUUGAAAAGCACAGCUCAAAAGAAAUAAAGUCUGAGAAGGCAAGUGUGAAACAGAGCAAUAGAAUACAAAUUGAAAAAGAAAAAAGAGUUGAGUUAGAGAGGAGAGAAAAAGAAAAGAUGGAAAGAAAUGAAAAGAGAGAAGACAGAAAGGCGGUGAGACAGAGUUCCGUGAAAUCACUUACUGAGAAGUACAUUAAAAGUGCAAGUGAAACAUCAAAGAGUGAACGCCACGUAUAUCCAAAGGCCGGCCUCAUUCUGCGCACCUCCACAAUGAAAGACAGUGUCUCCAGUCUGACGCGCACAGACAGCGAGCACAGCCUGGGAUCAGAUGAAGAAGUGGUGACAACCACAACAACAGAAGAGACCGACGAUGGCGUAAAAACAACCACGACCACCACCACCCGGUCCGGACACACGCGUGGUCAAGAGCGAUCCUUCCUAGACAGCUCCACUAAGGUCACCGGGGUACAGGACAUUUUAACUAGAAUGAAAAAUGCUGAUAUAGUGAUAGAGGAAGGCGACAGUAGCGCGGACACAGAGGCGCGCGCUCUCCUCAACAAGUUCCUGGGCGCGACCGUGCUCAUGGCCGGCAUGCAGGGCUACGUCACUGAAAAACCCUCGGGAAAGGUGGUAAUCAAAGAGUUAUACAGUGCCAGUUUAGGAUUGCGCUAUUUCUCUACAUUUUUUGUGGAGACAGUACAGACCAGUGGCGGUAAGGUGACCAGCAGCCGUCGCGUAGAGGAGUUUGAUAUCGAGCAGUGCUGGGACGAGCGUGUGCUGCGAAAACUUUUGGACGAGUGCAGUGACUACGAGCAGCGGCGCCGACUGCGCGCGCGCAUCCGCACACUCAUGGCUGAACAAGAAGCAUGCGCAAGUGCGGUGACUGAGGCGCUGGCAGCGGCCGGCGAGACGGUAGACACGGAGGAACAGUCCGGAGAACGCGGUGAGUCUCUUCUUCUGCCGCUGCUGCAGGGACUUCUACAAGGAGGAGGCCAGCGCCUGCUCGCCGGCCUCGGAGCCGCCUCGCACGAUGUGGUCGCUGACGUAAGGCGCUCGCUGCAACGCCUGCGACUCGCACUUGCUCCCCCCAACGAUCAUCCCCAAGCCCGAGCCCUCCUUGCCCUUGCCGAUAGGCUCGAGGACGCUUUAGAUGCAGCAGACAGACUCGACGGAUGCAAGAAAAAACCCAGACGGCGAAGUCGUACCUCCAGGCAUACCGUUGGCGUGACGAGAGAAGAACUCGAAGAGGCUCGACGACUGGUAGAUAGAGAUCAAUUAUUACCCGAUUCAGUAAAACAGGUCACGCCUUCUACUUCAUCUUUUACUUCAUCAGUACCCAGUACUGAGGACCCAUCGACGCCAGAAAGAAAGCAAAGUGUAGAUGAACAGGUCUGUUUUCAUAAUGCCAUUGAAUCGAAAGAAAAGGUCGCACCAAUUGCUCAUAAUGCUAGCUAUGAUAAGAUUCCGAAGAUUAAUAAUGACGUUUGCGUCGUUGAAAGAAGGACAACCGCACCUCGGAAACCAGACUUUUUUAGACAUUCUAUUGCAGAUACAACUCAUUCUGAACAUCCAAAAAGUGCAGCUGAACGCUGGCAUUCGGAAACGAAAAACAGUAUUGCAGCUAUUGCCAAUAAAUUUGAUGCAAAAGUACAAAAGGAAGCUCCGACGCCGGUCAGGCGAGCUCCAAUUAAUAGACCAACAGUAACAAUACAAAAUAAAGAAGAGGAUGAUUUACGCCGUUCGUCGUUUUAUAGACCACCUCCGCCUGGUUAUAACUUUGCAGCACCGCCACCGGCAGAUGACCUGUCUAAACCCUUAAGUCGCUUUAAUAACAAUAAACGCAACCGUAUGAAACGUGCAAAUACUAUAGAUAUUGGUCGCCCACUUGGCGGAUAUAAGAUUGACAGCGACACAGAAGAUGAGAAUAUGUCUAAUUCCACCCCCAAAGUUCCAGAAUUUCAACCACAAACGGAAAAUGAUAGAAAAUUCUUGGCUUUCAUGCAGAAAAAUCAAGAAAAUUAUCGAAAUGGUGUGGUUGGGCAAGCUAAUUGGAACAAUCGAUUUGGUAACAUAAAAAAUACUUUCGAAAGGCGUGAGCGUGAAGAAAAUAAUAGAUCUUCAAGUACUUCAUCAUCAGCUAAGCGUUUCUGGCAAAAUACUAAUGAGUCUUCUUACAAUCCUGCACCACGACCAAGAAAGUUUUUGGCUGACAUCACUCCAGAAAUCGUUAAGCCUCCGUGGGUUUCUCAGCGUAGGGAUUCUUUGCGAUCGCAAGUGCCACAAGCUCCGCCACAAAAGCUACCACAAACUCAACAAUCUGCCGAAUUACAACCACCAAAUAAACAAAUCGUUAAACCUUUUGUUGCUAAGCCAAUACCUGUCAAUCAAUUUUCACACGCACCGAUGUCUGCAUUUAAACCACCAAAGAAAAUUUUAUCCCCUACGUCUGUUUCACCAAAUGUGUGGAGUCCACCAUCUUCUAAUAUCCCCGUGUCACCCUCAAUAGAAAACUCGAUUGCCUUUUCAAGUGUAUUAAAUCCUCUUAGUCCCGCUUCAACUGCACCUUUUAAAGUUUUAGCAUCCGAAGUUAAUAAAACUAGAAAGUUACAGACUGUUUCUAAAUUUGAAAACGAUAAGAUUGAAACACAAGCGAUUUUAAUACCCAAAACAUACGGCUAUCACCAGCCCACACCACCGACUCACGUACCUCAAAAUUAUCCAAUUAAACCGAUACCGAGUCAAAAUAAUUUAGCAGCACCAGAAUUAGUUAAGAAGUUAGAUGAAUCAAAAAUCCUUUUAAGUCCACAAUCCUUACCCCCAAAAAUAGACGCACAGCAGCUCCAAAUUGAAUUUUAUGAGAGGCAAAUCAGAGAGAAACAUCGGCGCGAGGCUUCAAAUGAACGUCGUGAUAUCCCUACCCAUAAACCUCCUGCACCUCCAGCGCCUGUUUAUACUAUAGUUGAUUACACUCCAUCAAGCAUAACUUCUUCUUUCGUGCCCCUUCAGCAGACGCCUGACAUAGAAAAAGCAAAAGCUCACAAAGUUGAUUAUCUCCCAGAUGUUGUAAUGAACGAAACCAGUAACUAUGACUAUCUUACGUCUCCGACGUCGCGAAUUUCUUCAGUUAGCCCGUCAAAGUCAAAAGUCCCUCAGGAAUAUCAAAAUGGAGUGACACAUAAAAACGACUUCGAGGACGGAACAACAACUGAGCACGACAGUGUGGUGACGCGAGUCAUGCGCGGACCGGUGCGAGGUGCAGCCACCAUUACUACUGGCGUACGAACGAGGGGUGCCGCCGACAACCUACGAGGCAUGCUUGACAAAUUCUCCUCUCCGAAGCACGAAGUUAUCUCCCAAAUCGAAAAGAAGAAGCGAGAGAUAGCGCGAAAUCAGGUACGGCUGCCUGCCCCGCCCUCCGCUCGCCCCGGCCUCUCUCCCCUGCACGCCCCCUCGCCACCCCGCCCGGCCCACGCGCCCGAGCACGAAGGACUGCCUCGCUCCCCGGCUGGCCUCCGGAGCCCCGCGCUUGCAACAUCGCGUGAAUCAGUUAUAUCUAGCGAAUCGCUUGGAAGUCGCGGGUCUAGCCCAGGCUCCGCCUUAGCUCGUUCAGGGUCCUGGCAUCGACUCAGUGAGUUCUCUCCUAAGGCAUCUUCGCCAAGAAAAGUUGUCUCUCGCACUAAGUCCAUGCACAUACUGGCGAUACCGAAAUUGUACGAAGGCGGGAUAGCUCACGAGGAGCUCCCAGAAAAGAAGCGCACAGUGGAGGCCUACUUCACGGGGCAGGCGUCGCCGGGUCGCGUGACAGGUGGCGCCGUAGUCGGCCGGGUCACGCGUGCGGCCGGUGUGCGAGUCGCGCCGCCGCCACAGUACGCGCUGGGGCGGAGCCGCACGAUGCCAACGGUGUCGGAGCUGCAGUUCCUAGACGAGAGCAACGCGGACGACGCAUUCGAGGACCUCGUGUCGGCGCUCGCUUGCGUUUCAUUUACAGAAGAGGAAGUAACGACUGUAACAUCGAACGUGAGGAGGAACUCUUCCGAGAAAACCGUUAGCAGUAGCACUACCACUAUUAAAAGUUCAAAAGUGAUUGAGAGCAUGACCCGGCCGGCACCGAAGCCCGUGUCGCCAUUUGCCAAGUUCCGUCAGCUCGAAAAGCAAAAUUCUACUAACAGUCCUAACAUCAGUGGAUUCGAA
Molecule: messenger RNA, 13401 nt
Organism: Brenthis ino (lesser marbled fritillary)
Lineage: Eukaryota; Metazoa; Arthropoda; Insecta; Lepidoptera; Nymphalidae
Source: the annotation of a GenBank genome assembly